Messenger RNA from Leptidea sinapis, 6338 nucleotides. RefSeq names its product F-box/LRR-repeat protein 4 (gene Fbxl4). Gene Ontology annotation, cellular component: SCF ubiquitin ligase complex. The transcript is spliced from 13 exons. The coding region runs from base 170 to 2011 and encodes 613 amino acids. The record is from RefSeq and is a predicted model, not a curated record. Gene Ontology annotation, biological process: SCF-dependent proteasomal ubiquitin-dependent protein catabolic process. Gene Ontology annotation, molecular function: protein binding. Lineage: Eukaryota; Metazoa; Arthropoda; Insecta; Lepidoptera; Pieridae.
UUUUCUGGAGAGUUUUUCUGUCUUUGUAGUUAAACAUAAAUGUGUCUUGUGUUCUGUUAAGUGUACAUUGUUGAACGCUUAAAAUAUUAGCCAUUUAAUUGUAAUUUGUAUUUUUUCAGUAGCAAUAGAAAUAUAGAUAUAUAAAUUUUAAAUAUAUUCCAAAGCUACUAUGCAAAGGGCUACAAGAAUUAUUACAUCUUUAUCAUCGUAUGAGGGUGCUGAUAAUGAUGAUGAUAGACCUGAAGGAGUAGGUCCAGCACGUGAUUUAGAACAGUUUGUAAGUCAGGUUGAAGAUUUUAGUUCUCAGUAUGGAAGCGAAAUAAGUAUCUCAUAUACCGCACACAAUCUUCGUGGACCUCCCGCCAAUUUUCCCGACUAUGGAGAUUAUCCUCAAGCGUUUGUCAUGAGAACUUAUGGUACGUGGUGGGAAGAAGCUCCUUCGGUUCAAAAAAAUUUUAUGCCGCAGAAUGCUCCCGCAAUACAAAGCCAGGAUUUUGUUGAAGUUUCAUUUAGGACGUUAGUAUUUCCUUCGGAAGUGGCUAUAUUUGAGACAUAUAAUCCAGGUGCAUUAGUAAGGAUUUGGGCAUUAGGGCCACUAGAAUGGUUGUUGCUGUGGGAAGGGGAGCCAGAAUAUGCUGGGGAUAAACCAAGAAUUUUCAGGCCACCCAUACGUGAAAUUGACUAUCCAGUCAGGAUUUUGAGAUUGGAAUUUGAUCACCGGCUUCUACCAUAUUAUACUGAACUAGAUGCCAUAUCGAUAAGAGGGUUAGAAGGCAGAAUGUGUGCGAUACAGUCUAAAAUUGAUCAUGAGUUGGCUAAAAGAAAUAAAAAAAAAGGGCCUCUUUUAAGCUCAGUGCUGGCGUCUAGAUUACAUGAAACAGUGUUGACAAUGCCAGGAGCUGAAAGAAAAAAAAAGAACCGUAAAUCUUCACGGUUGCUGGAUAUUCAACAAUUACCGAACGAGACACUUCUCGGCAUCAUGAGAUACCUGGACCUAAAGUCGCUCUGCCGUUGCGCGCAGGUGAAUCGACAUUUCAGAGGGCUGGCUACCGACUCACUCCUCUACAGGAGCAUUGAUUUGAGACCGUAUUGGUACUGCGUGACGUCAGAGGUAUUAACAUUUAUGUCCAUGCGAUGCAAACGUCUUCAGAAAUUGGACCUCUCUUGGUGCGGCAGCCAUUGUAUGAUUAGGCCGCACGCCAUGGUUGAAUUUCUGAAACACAAUGGUGCGGCUUUGACACACCUGCGGCUGAAUUGUUGCAAGUUUGUCAAUAACUGUGUUAUAAGAGCGGUGGGCAUUUACGCGCCGGAUCUGCAAGAGUUAUGUCUUCGCUCCGUGGAGACAUUUUCAAAUUACAACGAUCUACUUCCACUGAAGAAGCUGCGACGACUGGACCUGUACAGGACGCAUAUUAACACCAAAGCGGCAGUGGCAAUCCUUAAAGCGAAUCCAGGAAUACAACAUCUGAAUCUCGGUGCAUGCAAAAUGAUAUCUAUGAUGGACUCCAUCGCGUUGGUGCUGGGUGCGUAUUGUCGAGAACUAGUGUCUGUGGACUUUUGGAAGUCAUUCUCACUGACUGGGUUGGGCCUCCGAGCGCUGGCUAACUGUACCAAGCUGCAAGAAAUAGAUGUCGGAUGGUGUCUACAAGCGGGGAGCUCAGGCGAAUGGCUAAGGGCAGUUACUCGUGGGGAAUUGCGGAAGUUGUUCCUGGGCGCGCUACGAGGGGUGUCUGACGCAGACUUGCGAGCAAUACUGCCCAGGAUUAAGAAGCUGACGCAGCUGGAUCUGCUCGGUGUGAGGGCUAUCACACCGGGUAUCUGCUCAGAGAUCCUAGACAAUUGCCGUGAGCUACGUUUACUCGACGUCAGCUUUUGUGAUCAGAUAGACGGGUUCGAAGUGGCUGAAUGGCGUCGCCAGUACCCCAACGUUAGCAUUAAACGAUCAUUCCAAUCCUUAAAUUUGACUAACUCUACCCCAAAUCCACUUUUCCAUGCUCCUAACUUUGAAUAGUUUACAAGUUAAAUUUAAAUUCACUGGGUUUCAUUAGAAUAACUCAUUUGUGUCUUAAUAUAUUGACAAUUACUUAAACCUUAUACGCCAAAACUAUUUUUUGAUUAUUAUAAGAUAUUUAUUUAGAUUUUUAGCAGUAUUUAAUAACUUUGCAAAAAAAAAUUGAGGUGUUGAAAAUUGCCUUUUUAUAAUGAUAAAAAUUCAAUUAUACUAUCUAAGCCUUAACUUCAGUCUCAAAUCUACUUCUAUUUUUGAACUUAUUACUGUACAUAUAAAUUUUCGAUUAAUAUGUUCAACUAAAGUAUUCAACAUAGACUGAUGAAAUAAUUUUAACCGCAGCUCGAAAUAACAUGGUCUUCAACUAUGUUACGUGAUGUGUUCUUGUCGUUAAACCCUCUUAGUAUUCCAAACGAAACCAUUUUUACCUUUGAAUACAUAUGCGUUAGAUGGUUUAGUAGUAUCUUCUUGGAACUUGGAUCUUUCUGACUUGAUGCUUUCCUCCUCUUGUGCCUUGAAGGAAAUUACAUCGUCUUUAAUAUGUUCUUUCUCGGAUUAGAAACUGGGGUCCUCAAAAAUGAUAAAUAAAUCACAAAUAUCGUCGUCUUCUGCAGCCAUUCAACGUUUUGUUGAGAAUUAUAGCAAACUUUAAUCAGAUGUUCUUACUAAUCUGUCCUUUGUACUUAAGGUGAAUUAUCUGCAAAUAUAAAAAAUUAAACUAUUAUGAAUCAAAUUAUAAUACUGUUUCGUAAGAACAUUUCUUUUUUUACUUUGUGGUAUCGGUAGUAAUUAUUGAGCCUUUUACUUUCACAACGUAUCCCCCAGUUCAAUCGUCGCCCGCCACGUAGCUAUCAAUGUGUUUUCCAUUUUCGAAUUCAUGAGUGCGCUUUAUGAUGAAGGUUGUCAACGCUCUUAUGAUUCCUCUGGUGUUACAAGUGAGUAUGGGCCGAGUUGAUCACAUACCAUUAGGUCACCCGUAUUUAUGUUUGUUUGUCCUCUUCUUUCAUAAAAAAGACUCAGUGCUUGUAUCACCUUGAACACACACUAUGUGUAAUUACACAUAGUGUAAGUGUGUCCAAUUGUGUAGCUAAAAAUGUACAAGAAUCUCGACUCUAUAGUCUUCUCCUUAUAUGAUGCUCUCAUGUCACUGGUAAUUAAUUGUUUUGUUGGUUGAAGACUGCUUUCACAGGAUGCUGGCUUGAUGUCCAUCUUUUUUGUCGUAGUAGUGUGGAAGCACGACUGAGAUUUUUGAGAAAUUUAAUUUUUCUAAAAUUGAGUGGUGUGGUCUUAAAUAUUUUCCUAUUGAUAUUGGCUAUAUAUUAAAUUAUUGGUCAAUUAAAUUUGUAUAUAAAUCUCUACUAUUAAAUUACCAAAAAUAAUUAAAAAAUGUGAAAGAGUUAAGUGAUCGUAAUAUGCAAUCAGUCUUUUGUAUGAUUUACAUAUUAAACUUUUUAGUACUCCUGCCUAAAAAUCUAUUACCUACUUUUACUACGUAUCGGUUAUCAAUACCAGUAUGUGUGAUGUGGGUAGUGGGAUUUUUUUGGCAUUGUUUUUUUUAAUAAAUGUUUUCGGUAAGGUUAACCAGUUUCUUGUUUGUAAUUUUUUUUAAGGAAUGUUGCAUAUUAUAUGUACUAUUCAAAAUAAUCUUUCAAGUUUGGUCAGGCUCAAAAAAUUUGUCAUUUGUAGGUAGUUUGUAAGAAACCUUUUCAUAUAUUAUAUAUUAUGAAAUUAGUGUUUAUUGUACGUACUUAUAAUAUAAUAUGUGGGUAGAAGUAAAUUUUUUUUGUUAUUUAUUAUUUAGAUUACACUUAGUAAUACAGUGUUUAUUAUUUUUUUAAGUUUUUUAUUUUAGUUAAAGUUUGAUAGUUUAUUAUUCUAAAUUACAUCAAUACAAAAUUUAUAUAAUCAUUAGGUAUGUGAUCUAAUUUAAUUUAACAUGAUGGAAAUCUAAAUACUUAAUUCACAUGGUGAUAAUUGGCAUCUCUAACUAGGGUUAUGUUUUUAUUUCUUUUCUACGAAAUGUUCAUUGGGUAAAUAAAUAUGUAAGUGAAAUAAACAUUUGCCUUCAGAAAUGUCAAUUAUGCUGCUCCAAGAUAGAAGAAGAAAUAUGUAAAUGACUGAACAUUUGCCUUCAGCAAUGUCAAUUAUAUUGUUAUAAGAAAAUAUGUAAAUGAACUAAACAUUUGGCUUCAGCAAUGUCAAUUAUGCUGUUAUAAGAAAAUGUGUAAAUGAUCUAAACAUUUCCUUCAGCAAUGUCAAUUAUGCUGUUAUAAGAAAAUGUGUAAAUGAUCUAAACAUUUCCUUCAGCAAUGUCAAUUAUGCUGUUAUAAGAAAAUGUGUAAAUGAUCUAAACAUUUCCUUCAGCAAUGUCAAUUAUGCUGUUAUAAGAAAAUGUGUAAAUGAUCUAAACAUUUCCUUCAGCAAUGUCAAUUAUGCUGUUAUAAGAAAAUGUGUAAAUGAUCUAAACAUUUCCUUCAGCAAUGUCAAUUAUGCUGUUAUAAGAAAAUGUGUAAAUGAUCUAAACAUUUCCUUCAGCAAUGUCAAUUAUGCUGUUAUAAGAAAAUGUGUAAAUGAUCUAAACAUUUCCUUCAGCAAUGUCAAUUAUGCUGUUAUAAGAAAAUGUGUAAAUGAUCUAAACAUUUCCUUCAGCAAUGUCAAUUAUGCUGUUAUAAGAAAAUGUGUAAAUGAUCUAAACAUUUCCUUCAGCAAUGUCAAUUAUGCUGUUAUAAGAAAAUGUGUAAAUGAUCUAAACAUUUCCUUCAGCAAUGUCAAUUAUGCUGUUAUAAGAAAAUGUGUAAAUGAUCUAAACAAUUCCUUCAGCAAUGUCAAUUAUGCUGUUAUAAGAAAAUAUGUAAAUGAUCUAAACAUUUCCUUCAGCAAUGUCAAUUAUGCUGCUAUAAGAAAAUAUGUAACUUAACUAAACACUUGACUUCAGCAGUGUCAAGUAUGCUCCUAUAAGAAAAUAACUAUGAAACUUAACUAAACAUUUGCCUUCAGCAAUGUCAAGUAUGCUGCUAUAAGAAAAUAAAUAUGUAACUUAACUAAACAUUUGCCUUCAGCAGUGUCAAGUAUGCUCCUAUAAGAAAAUAAAUAUGUAACUUAACUAAACAUUUGCCUUCAGCAGUGUCAAGUAUGCUCCUAUAAGAAAAUAAAUAUGUAACUUAACUAAACAUUUGCCUUCAGCAGUGUCAAGUAUGCUCCUAUAAGAAAAUAAAUAUGUAAGUUAACUAAACAUUUGCCUUCAGCAGUGCCAAGUAUGCUCCUAUAAGAUAAUAAAUAUGUAAGUUAACUAAACAUUUGCCUUCAGCAGUGUCAAGUAUGCUCCUAUAAGAAAAUAAAUAUGUAACUUAACUAAACAUUUGCCUUCAGCAGUGUCAAGUAUGCUCCUAUAAGAAAAUACGUAAAUGAACUAAACAUUUGCCUUCAGCAAUGUCAAUUAUGCUGCUAUGAGAAAAUAUUUAAAGCAUAUUUCACUGUUCUGCAUAUUACCAGUACCCUUAAUACAAGUUAUUGAUUUACGACGACGACGACAUGGCGGCCCCUACAGCCCAGAGGUUAGUUGCUCUGCCUACUGAGCUAGAAGUCCCGGUUACGAAUCCCCGUAGGUGAAAACAUUUAUAUAAUGGAUAUGGGUGUUUGUUUCCAAGUCAUGGAUGUAUGGGGCAAGAUAUUUUGUGUAAAAGUGUGUCAAUAUAUUAUUAUUUAUACUGUUGUACAAAUAAAUAUAAACGGAAUAUUGCUAUUAAAAUUCCCUGUGGCUUAAACCGUUUCAUAUCUUUGCAAUUUUUAUUAGUAUUCUACGUUGUGAUAUAUAAUAUGGUGUAAUAGUAGAUGUUAACAAUAGGUCUGAUCACUACAAUUAUAUUAUAAUUACUAUAGGGCGUGGUGUGAUCGAAGAUAAUAUUUGAGAGCGGUAUUGCCAAUAUCGCGGUCUCGCUCACACUGAAUGACUAAUUUUUGCACCGCGUUUUCGACUUUUUUUUUUUAAUUGUUAAUAUUUAAUAUAUUAGUAUAUAUCAAAAAUUAACAAUUAUAUGAUAUAUAUGAGUAGUUAAUACAGCUGUAUGCCAGAAAAACUGGGGGCUUAACAUAUUAUUAUUAAUAUAUUAUUAAAUGAACCCUGAACACACUGUUCCAAAUCGAAAACACAUCAAUCCUUAGUUGCCUAUUAAGCUUAUUGACACAUGAAGAAGGACAAAGAAAUAUUUAAAUUUUAUUUAGUUUUAUGAGUAUGUAGAAUUAGUAUUGCUCAUAGAUUAAGAAGAGUAUUAUAGGCUUCAGCCGAACAAGAGCUUUCUGUUUAUUCGGUUUUUUUUAUACCAUCACAGUU